Oryza sativa Japonica Group (Japanese rice) is the source of this 1445-nucleotide messenger RNA. The record is from RefSeq and is a predicted model, not a curated record. Lineage: Eukaryota; Viridiplantae; Streptophyta; Magnoliopsida; Poales; Poaceae.
GUGACGCCCUAACUAAACCCUACUUUACUACUAGUCGUCGAUCUCCUCGCGACUUUGCCCGCCGCCGCCGCCGCCGCUCUCCAUCCCGCGAGAAGCUCGUCGCCGGCGUCCCGCUGCAUCCAUCCUCUCCGGCGAUGGCGAUUACUUUGUCCAAUGUCAACUCUGAGGCAGGCCUCCAGAAGCUUGAUGAGUACCUCCUUACUCGCAGCUACAUCAGUGGGUACCAGGCUUCAAAGGAUGACAUGACUGUUUUCACCUCACUUCCUUCUGCUCCCGCAGCAAGCUAUGUCAAUGUCACAAGGUGGUAUGAUCACAUCAGUGCUCUCCUAAGAUCCAGUGGAGUUACCGCAGAGGGUGAAGGUGUGAAGGUUGAGUCAACUGCUUGUUCUGUGUCUCCAACUGCUGACCAAAAGGCACCAGCAGCUGAUGAAGAAGAUGAUGACGAUGUUGAUCUGUUUGGUGAGGAGACUGAAGAGGAGAAGAAAGCAGCAGAAGAACGGGCCGCAGCUGUCAAGGCUUCUGGAAAGAAGAAAGAAUCUGGGAAAUCAUCGGUUCUGCUAGAUGUAAAGCCAUGGGAUGACGAAACAGACAUGGCAAAGCUUGAGGAAGCUGUGAGGAAUGUGAAGAUGGAGGGCCUGCUCUGGGGUGCAUCCAAACUUGUACCAGUUGGAUAUGGCAUCAAGAAGUUGCAAAUUAUGAUGACCAUUGUGGACGAUCUUGUUUCUGUGGACAGUCUCAUUGAGGAUUAUUUUUACACGGAACCAGCUAAUGAGUUUAUUCAGAGUUGUGACAUUGUUGCUUUCAACAAAAUCUAAAAUGGAGUCUUGUCAGAGGCAGCCUUACUAAAAGAGGAAUGCUAUAUGCUCAUCAUCAGAAUUUCCCAAUGGUUUAUGUUUCGUCUAUGGACCUUGAGUGUACUGCGAACCAGCGUUUGGUAUUAUCAUGAGAUUUAAAUCUUGGUUGGACUUGUUUUGGCCAGUUGCCCCCUGUUGGUUUGUACCUAUUGAUUUUGGAGGUCUUUGUCACAUGCCCGUUCAGUCGUUCUACACAAGUAGUUGCCCUUUGCAUGAUCUGGUAUAACAGCUGCACAACUGUUCUCGGCUGAUGUACGAUAAUAUUGUCUAUAUCGUACCUGGUACACCGAAAUAGUGGGAUAUUUAACUAUUUUCUACUUUCAAGGUGUGGCAUUUAAAAAAUUGUUACUCAGUUUAUGACAUGUGGGUAUUCGUACGGCUAUGAUUUAUGGGUUCAGUAACAAAUCGUUAAAUGUCACAUCAAUGAGUGGAAAAUAGUUAAAUAUCUCUGAAAUAGCGGGGGCAGGCGCAAAGGGUGUCUACUCAAGGAGCAAAAUGCAGCUGCACCCAAAGAAAAGUGAGAACUAGUUUCUGAGAAAUCUAUAGCUAUAGCUUCUCAAUUUGAAUAAAAAGUUUUACUGAUUGGAGAAA